CAAACUGAUUCGUUAUGCUCCAAAAGUUCUCAUUUUCAUAUAUGAUGGGCAUUGUCCCUCCCUCUUUUGCUCGAUUGGCUCUUCGUUACCCACCAGCUGACCCAAGUCUCCGUGUGGUUCACAUGUCCACUCAUUUGCAUUGCGGAGGAGAAAAGUAUCGGUACUACUUCAGUUCUUGCAUUUUUCGGCAAUUAGCGAGUCAGAUCACUAUAAGCAAUGGCUCUCUUAAUGGAUCACCAGUUUAAACAGGUCCCAGCCGAUAAGCAAGUCGAGACUAGAGCAUUUCUAGACGCAGUCUCUUACCUUCCGCCAUUCUUCGAUUGCCUUGGUUCUACGGUUUUUGCGCCGAUUAAAUCCGACAUCAUGGGAAAUAUCACUAAAAUCAAGGCAGUUUAUGACAGCAAUCCAAGCCGUUACAAAACCCUUCAGAAUAUACUGGAGGCUGAGAAGGAGAUGCAUGGAUCCCAGUGGCCCAAAGUGGGAGCAACUCUGGCACUCAUGUGGCUGAAGAGGGGGCUUCGCUUCAUCCAGGUCCUUCUGCAGAGCAUCGCUGAUGGGGAACAGGAUGAAAACAACCCGAACCUGAUCCGUGUUAAUGCCAUUAAGGCCUACGAGUUUGCCCUGAAAAAGUACCAUGGCUGGCUGGUCCAAAAUCUCUUCAAGAUGGCCAUGCUUGCGGCACCUUACAAGUCAGACUUCCUGAAGGCCCUAUCCAAAGGGCGGGAGGUCAAGGAGGAGGACUGCUUGGAGAAGAUCCGCCAGUUCCUCGUCAACUUCACAGCCACCGUAGACGCCAUCUAUGAGAUGUACACGAAAAUGAACGCCGAGCUGAACUACACAGUGUGACCACCGGCCCCUCCCCCCCACUGGGCAGUCCUCUCCAGUGACACAUCCACUCCCAGCCCUGCCCCAUCUGUCAGUUUUAAGCCCCUCGCUGCCUGAAGGUUUGUGUGUCGCCCCAUUUGAUGGGGGUUGUCUGUGAUUUCAAUCUGCUUCCUGGGUUGCAAGUCUUUUCCUUUACGGGACUUUCCUCUGAGUGGCCCAACUCGCAUCUCAGUGCACUGGAAUGGGUCCUUAAUGCACACUAGAGGUCAGUGAUUCUGGCAAAAGGUAGCUGAAAUGGCAGCUGAGAAACACUGGAAAAACUCCACUGUGUAAUGCUGACCAUUUAAAAUCCCAUUAAAAAUAUGUUUCUUCUCAAUUAUAUAAUUCAUAACUGCUUCAUAGGGCUUCUUUAGUAUUAGCAGUGAAAUACAAUAUAUUAUAAAUUCUUUAUUUAAAUUUUAUGGGUUGAACAGAACAUUUUGUGUAGCUUGGAAGGUUACAUGAAAUUGUUAUUUUUUUAACCGAACUGGAAAUAUAAUAUUUAAUGCAUAUAAAUUCAAGAGCUGCAUGAAUCUUUUAAAAUGUGUGCUUUCAAUAACUAAGUGAAGAUGUUCUGAGACAUUUGAUGUUUUAUGUUUUGCUUUUAAAUAUAUACUGGUAUUUUACUGUUCAACACUGUACAAGAACUGUAUAGCAUCUCUCAAAGUAUGCCCAGUCCUGCUACUUCAUUUUAAAUGUGUUUUUGUUUUUUUUGCAUCAUCAGUGUUUGUCUUGAUUUUUGGUGUUUCCUUUUAUAUAUUUAAUGCUACAAAAUGUAAAGGGAGAUAACAUUUUCAACAUAUAUUUCAAUGCCCAGGAAAAAUUGUCUUGGUGAGUAAAGCUUAACAGAAUUUGUGUUGUAAUCAAUUUCCUAUAAAUCUGAUUGUUUGUUCAAUUUUCAGUCAGUUGAUAUGCACAUGUUUUCAGUUAAAUCAAAUACAGCCAUCUUGUGUUAGUGUUAGAAGUCUAAUAUACAACGCCAUGUGUAAAUUAUUCUGCAAAUAUUUCAGUAGUUUAAUGCAUGAUUAAAUUAUCCCCAAUUGCAAAUUAAGGUCCACUUUAACCUUUGUUAUAUGUUCAUGUAAAAGGGACUAAAUGUUUAUAUAUAGCAAUACAUACCUAAAAGGGUGCCUUACGCGUGUGAAACCAAACCGUAAGUCUUUGUAUAGAAGUGGAGAAAUAAUAUUAUUAACAAUAUUAUUACACUCCAAAAGGCGCUGCUGGCCAGUGCGCCAUCUAGUGUCCAUUCUUCUUCGACACUUUGCGACAAAGGCAACAGUUUAGUAAAUCGGCACCAUGGCUUUGUGUAUAUAUACUGCAUAUUAUUUGGGUGCCUCCUAACAUUUGUUUUACAUGCACUUUGCCCAAUGGGCAACAUUUGCAAAUAUUUAGUUGCUCUUAUCUCGUGCACUUUACUGCUCCAAGACCUAAAUAAAAUAUAACAGAAGCCGUUUAAAUGUAUACUUUUAUUUAUGUUUGCCUGACGGCUUUUCUUUCACAUCCCAGUAUUUCACUGAAGUGGAUGUGAAUGUGCAUUGCAUUGUUUCAAACUGCUAAUAUUUUGUCAAUAAAACAAAAAAGGUA
This is a messenger RNA of Paramormyrops kingsleyae, 2448 nucleotides long. It is a transcript of the gene gltpa, whose product is annotated as glycolipid transfer protein a. NCBI's taxonomy places the organism in Eukaryota, Metazoa, Chordata, Actinopteri, Osteoglossiformes, Mormyridae. Gene Ontology annotation, cellular component: cytosol; membrane; cytoplasm. The record is from RefSeq and is a predicted model, not a curated record. Gene Ontology annotation, molecular function: ceramide 1-phosphate transfer activity; ceramide 1-phosphate binding. Gene Ontology annotation, biological process: intermembrane lipid transfer; ceramide transport.